AUGGUUGAGAUAAAGCAAGUAAAACUCGACCUUCUUACACCGGGCAAGGAACUCGGUGUUCUAGAUAAUCCAACUCCCAAAAUCUCUUGGGAGCUGGUUGGUACUGAGAAGAACUGGCUCCAGGGAGCCUACCAGAUCAGGUUCAAACUAUCCAACGGAGCGAUUGUCAACUUCUCCGCUGUGAAGUCUGAAAAGUCAACAUUUGUGGAUUGGCCUUGGGAGGACAAAAAGCUUACUUCCAAGCAACAAUUUGGUGUUUCCGUUCGCGUUGCUUCAAGUGAAGCUCCGGAUCAGUUCUCUGAGUGGAGUGACUUCUUCGAUUUCCAGGUCGGAAUUUUGCCUACCGAUACUUGGGAACCAAAGUUUAUUGCUCUGAAAGAUCAAGAGACUGCUCUACAAGAACCACCGGAAACUCUGUUUAGAAAAGAGUUUCAUUCGGCUGGUGAUAUUGUAUCUGCUAAGGUGUAUAGUACUGCCCUCGGAGCCUAUGAGGUUGAAAUCAACGGAUCUAAAAUCAGCACCGAUUAUCUUGCUCCUGGCUGGACCAGUUAUCACAACAGAUUGCUUCACCAGGUUUACGAUGUGUCUGAAUUUUUAACCAAGGGCGACAAUGCAAUUGGAGCCAGGGUCUCUGCUGGAUGGUGGAGUGGUCAUUUAGGCUUUGAAGGUGGUAGGUCCAACAUCUACGGAACAAAGAGAGCCAUUAGUUUGCUGUUGGAAAUUGUUUACACUGAUAAGACUGUAAAGCAGGUGAUUACUGACGAAUCUUGGCAAUCGUCCUCGGGUCCAAUUGUGAUGGCCGAGCUUUACGACGGAGAAACCUAUGACGCAAGACUCGAGCAAGACGGCUGGUCUUCUCCAAAAUUCGAAGCAAAAAACUGGUCUGCCGUUGAUGUCGUUGAGUUCUCUGGAAAGUCUAUUCUUCCCCAGUCAUUUCCAUACAUUCGCUGCGUGGAUACUCUGCAGCCCCAGGAACUCAUAACCACCCCAACAGGAAAGAAAAUCUUUGACUUUGGGGUAAACAUGGUAGGUUUUGUGAGGGUCAAGAAGACAUAUGCACCCGAGUCUCACACCAUCGUAUUGCGUCAUGCUGAAGUUUUGGAAAAGGGCGAGCUUGGAGUGAGACCAUUGCGUCUGGCCAAGGCUACCGAUAGCUACACGUUUAGUGGAAAGCCAGAAGGUGAAGAAUGGACGCCCAGAUUUACCUCGCACGGUUUCAGAUAUUGUGAAGUCAACAAUUGGUAUGGUGAAUUGACCAAGGAUUCUGUUGAAUUCGUUGUUAUCAGCACUGAUAUGACUCCAACUGGAACUUUCGACAGCUCCAACACCAUGGUGAAUAAGCUUCAUGCCAAUGCCAUUAGAAGUAUGAGAGGAAAUUUUGUGGGAUUGCCAACUGACUGUCCUCAGAGAGAUGAGAGACUUGGUUGGACGGGUGAUAUCUCUCAAUUUGCACCAACUGCGUGCUUUUUGUUUGAUUGUGCUCCUCUUCUCAGAAACUGGCUGCAAGACCUGUUUGCUGAACAGAAGGAAAACAAUGGUGUUCCACCAUUGGUUGUUCCCGAUAUAGUUGAAGGUCUCUUCACCUUAAGCGAGGGAUGUGCUAUUUGGCAAGAUGCAGCUAUGUUGGUUCCCGAGGCACUCUACGAAGAGUACUCUGAUCCUCAAAUCCUCGAAGAGCAGUUCCAGAGUAUGGUCGAUUGGAUCAAGGCUCUUCCAAAGCUCCAAGACAAAGUCCUCUGGCGUGAGGUUACAAUUCAGCUGGGAGAUUGGUUGGACCCAACUGCUCCUCCAGACAAUCCUCUUUUGGCCAUGACCGACGCCAGGCUCGUGGCUGAUGCCUAUCUCUACAAGAUCCUCACCGUUUUGAUCGAGACCUCCAAAACUCUGGGAAAGAGCAAGGAGCUCGAAUAUUACACCUCCAUGGCCGAAAAGUGCAAGAAGGAUUUUGCCGACGAGUAUCUGACUGUUUCUGGAAGGUCUGUUUCCGACACCCAAUGUGCCUAUGCCCUGGCUAUUUGUUUCGAUCUUUAUGCCGACCAAAACCAGGUUGACCGUGCAGGUAAGAGAUUGGCCGAAAUUGUCAGAAAGGGCAAGUUCAAGAUUGGAUCUGGAUUUGCAGGAACUCCGUAUAUCACUAAGGCUUUAACUAAGACUGGCAACUCAGACUUUGCCUACAAACUGUUGUUGCAGACCGAAUGUCCAUCCUGGUUGUAUGCCGUUUCUAUGGGAGCAACCACUAUAUGGGAGCGUUACGACAGUAUGCUACCAGACGGAUCUAUAAACCCCGGUGAUAUGACUUCCUUCAACCAUUACGCCUUGGGAUCUGUUGCAAGUUGGAUGCACUCGGUUAUUGGUGGAUUAUCUAAGUCUGAGCCAGGUUGGAAGACUUUUAAGGUUGAGCCUAUUCUGGGUGGUGGGUUCACUCAUACGAAGGUUACCCAUCGUUCUCCUUACGGAUUGAUCAGUGUUUCAUGGAAACUGGAUGGUCUCGACUUCUCGAUCGAAGUUACGGUCCCACUCAACUCUUCCGCAGAGAUCGUUUUGCCAAACGGCGAAAAGAACCAGGUUGGUUCAGGAACUUGGUCUUUUAGCUGCGUCUUGAAAGAAGAAGAUUUGACUGAUAAAGUCGAACAAGCUGAGAAGGACGAUGUAAGUUUGAGAUUCUGA
Messenger RNA from Kuraishia capsulata CBS 1993, 2667 nucleotides. RefSeq lists its product as uncharacterized. The coding region runs from base 1 to 2667 and encodes 888 amino acids. The record is from RefSeq and is a predicted model, not a curated record. The transcript has a single exon. NCBI's taxonomy places the organism in Eukaryota, Fungi, Ascomycota, Pichiomycetes, Pichiales, Pichiaceae. Gene Ontology annotation, biological process: carbohydrate metabolic process.